AUGGACAUCCGGAGACGUUAUUGGCACCGGAGGAUUCGGAGUCGUUUUGAAACAAAAAAUGACAGUGGAAGACUCAGAGCUGUUAAGAGGAUAAGCCGGGGUGCUUUGAGUGUCAAAGAGGCUGGCCUCUCCUGGGAGCUUAGGGUAUUGGCAAAGUUGAAGGACGCAAGUUAUCCAAUGUUAUUUGUGCGGUUUUUCGGCUGGUAUGAGAACAAAAUCGAUAUAUUCCUUGUGAUGGAAUACAUCGAGAACGGAGACUUAAGCCAGUACCUCAAGGAAUCCCCAAAAAGAGUAAAAGCCGAGGCAAGAAACAUCGUUAGGCAAAUUCUAGAGGGACUUGUGGUCAUGCAUGAUCAAAACAUAUGCCACCGUGAUUUAAAACCCCAGAACAUUUUGAUCAUCAGCACCGCCUCAUUAAUAGAGAUCAAGAUAACCGACUUCGGAAUCUCAAAACAAGAACAAGAUGAGGAUGGAGAUUGUACUGAUAUUACGAUUAAAUCGGAUACCAACCACUCAAAAUGGGAAGAUGAACAAGAUUUGGAUCUUUUGCGGGAUUAUUGUGAGAAAAAAGAAGUAUUUCCAGUCGGUAGUUUGGAAAGGUCCCUGGUAGGUAGAAGCAGUAUAGAUUUUGUGACAAAACUCCUUACCCGAACCUCAGUGUCGACCGUCCGCGGCAGACGCUUUGAAGAGCCCGUGGAUAACCUGCUAUCAACGCUUGGCAGAUUUUAUUAG
Molecule: messenger RNA, 732 nt
Organism: Morchella sextelata
Lineage: Eukaryota; Fungi; Ascomycota; Pezizomycetes; Pezizales; Morchellaceae
Exons: 4
Coding region: 1-732 (243 amino acids)
Biological process (GO): autophagy; protein autophosphorylation; peptidyl-serine phosphorylation
Cellular component (GO): cytoplasm; autophagosome
Molecular function (GO): protein serine/threonine kinase activity; ATP binding
Source: RefSeq, a predicted model, not a curated record